AUGCAGCGAAAAAGGCAUUACAGAUGUAAAGUUAAAUGUAAAUCUUUUGGUAUUCAGAUGAAUAGUGACCAUUUUGCCAAGCACAACCAUAAUAAACAUGAAGGACGUGCGUAUUCACCACAAAUUGUUGAAGGAAACCAAACAACAAUAUCGUUUGCCAUUGCCAAGGUAAGUGAUCAAAUGGCUAACUGUUUCAUUAAAAAUUUAAUGCACAAUUGAAUAUUAUGUAACAUCCAAGGAAAGGCCUACUCUGGGGUGGUAAAUCGCCUUAAAUCGCUGCGAUAUAAUGCGAUCUUGGGCGAUUUUAGGCGAUUUAAGGAAAAACUGGGACUUUCAAGCACUGCGAUUUAAUGCGAUUUUAAGCGAUUUAUGGCGAUUUAAGAAAAAAAAUUAAAUUUUAGGGAUUGCAAUUUAGGUGUUUUCAAAGGAACUGAAUUUUAUAUUUUGCUCCGGUUUCCUCCCACAAGGCAAAAUUGGCAGGGUGGGUUAGGAUAAACACAGUUAGGAAAGUAAUAUCAUAUUCUCAUUGUUGUAAAGAUAAAUAGUCUAGGCUAACAUAAGUAAUCAUAGUACUUGAUGUAAUCGGUCACUGAAAAGCCCCAAUGUGGGGAGUGAGCUAAAUGAUAAUGUAAUGUUUCCACACACAUAUGCAUUGUAUGAAGCAAAAUACAAUUAUUAGAACAUGUAUGUACAUUUUAUAUAAAGCUAGGUUAACUAAUUAUUGUAUUUAACCUGAUUCACAUAUAAAUUUCAAUAUUCAUGAACUUUUCAUCCAUUCUCUAUUUAGAAGCAAUUUGGGUUCAUCUUGUGGGGUCAUGUGGUCAUUCAUGGCUACAUUAUAUGCCACAAAUAUUGUAAACAUUUAAUAUACUCUACUGAAGGGCAUGCACUACACAUGUCUUAAACUUUAAUAUCAUUAAUUUAUGUCGAGUUAAAAUUGCAAAAUAUAAUAAAUAUUUUAUUUCCAAAAAAACCCACAAGAGAAACACACAAUGUAUUUAUACAGUAUAACUAAACUGAAUAAGCUAUAAUCCUAUAAAUUACCUUGUCACCCUUGUAAGUGAAAUUGUCUUGUUUUGUAUCAUGUCCAAACUUCUUUAUUUAGCUUGCAUUUUAUUUAAACUGUUUCAAUCUCAACAUGUUUUAUAAAAUUUUUGAUAUCUAUAUCAUAUCCCAAUGCCAUAUCCAGAAACAGCUAGUAUCGUCACGCAUUCGGAAACUGUCGGCGUAAUGCCGUAAUGUUUAAAUUACAUGAAGUAUAUCGUAUAUAAAUGGUAGGAAGUCUAAUUUCUAAAUUAUUUUAAAAUUAAAAACAAAAUAAUACAGUAUUAAACAAAUGGCGCACUACAUCGUGGUUUUAGGUUCUGCAAACAAACAACAACAAAAGAUCUAUUGUAUGGUAUGUACGAUGUAAUCAUUGUUUUACUGUUUAUUGUAUAUACAGGUCUGGAAAAUUUAAUAGAUGAGAGUUGCAAAUCGCUCAUAACCUCACGUAUAUUUUUCGUUUGAUAGCCACUAUAAUUAUAACUAGGAGCUAGAGUAUAACCAUGCACAUGUCGAAGUACAACCAUUGUAUACAAUGCAGUGCUCGAUCUUACAUGCAACAGUGCACAAAUUACAGGAUGACUUUAUUAUAUAAAUCAACACUCGUACUAAUUGACUUUCCUAGUCUCCUACUGUUGUUCUAAUUAACAGCAAUUAGGCUUUGAGAAGCCAUGUAGAUUAUAGAUUAAUUUGUAGCCCAGCCUCCAUAGUCCAUAUAAAUUGUAAUGUAGCCCAGCCUCCAUUUACACCAAUAAUGAAAUUAACUCAUUCUGGUAACUAGCUCAAUUUUGUUGCUGGUAGUGUAUGGGAUCUAUGGGUCUUUCAGAUCCCAGAAUUACCUAAUUAUUGUAAAGUCUGCAUAAAGCAGAAAAAGGCUCUGUUUUUGUCAAUGACCGGUGCCUAUUGAGUGACCAAAUAUUGUCAGCCUAAUCCACUUAUUUGAUUGCUAAUUCAUGUUGCAUUACUUUUGAUUGCAAAGCACCUGGAUUACAUGAUUUGCCCGUAAAAUAGCAGCAAUUGAUAAACUUGAGUACAUGGACUGAAUGUAUCAAACAGAAUGCAUGUUGGCGAUUUUAAGCGAUUUUAGGCGAUUUAAGAGAAAUUCGACAAUUUUAACCCGCGAUUUAAUGCGAUUUUAGGCGAUUUAAGGCGAUUUACCGCCCCAGAGUAGGCCUAAGGGAAGUUUUUUACUUUUAGUGUAAAUUAUUUCUAGUAUAUCUAUUUUGUUCACACUGUUUGCAGAGGUAUGAGUGAGCUAGCAAAUACUAGGAAAUAGAAAGCGCAUGUAUAAUGUAGGAAGUGGUUAUUGGUCCGACAUUUCCUUAAUCAUUAAACUCGUUAACUAUAAAACCGUGUAAAUUUAAUCGAAUUUCAAGCGAUUCUCCGUAGUGUUGUGGUUUAGGUAUACCCGUGUUGGGUGCGCCAAGCUCUGGGAUCGAAUCGAAUUAAUUUUUUUAUACUUUUUUUCUUCGUGGUUUUCGCAAGUUUUUACAAUUUUUGGUUAGGUUAGGUUAUUGGGUUAGGUUGGGGUUAGGGUUAGGGUUAGUUUUCAGGGUUAGAGUUCCGUUUAGUGGUUUAGUGUUAGCUUUUAAAGCGUUGUCGGACCUUUAGCCGUGAAGCACGAAGGUCCGGUGUCGGACCUAUAACCACGGCGUAUAAUGUAUUCAUUAGACAAAGGCUGGGCAUGUAGAACAAUUCACUGACAGAGUUUCCCAGUUGUAUUUAUGGGACAUAUAAUUUGUGUUUUGUAUUAAUUGCAAAUUGUAGUUGUUUAAAUUAAAAUUUAAAAUUUAAACUGUAGUCGUUCAAAUUUAAUACCCCUAUUUCAGACUAUUUGACUAUUACAUGGUGUUUCCUGUAGUUUUUCUCUUGAUCACCAAACCGGCUGGCCUCACUCCUUAGACAGAAGGAGAUUUGUCACAUUAACCCUUUAUUGCACUUGGUUGCAUUGUGCUUUCCUUUGGUUUCCCCUUGGCCAGUAAAACCUGGUAUUGAUUAUCCAAAUAAUUACAUCAUUUUAGAUGGAUUCACAUGUGUCAUCAUCAAGUCUAUGUGAUAUGCAAGCAGGUUCCGAGUCCAAAAGUCAUGUUUUAGCUCAGUCUGACAAUUUUUCAUCCACUGCUGUUUUGUCAACAACGAAUAAAUCUGCCCAAAUAGUUGAGGAAUCUUGUGAUAUUAUUCCAUCUAAUCUCGAGGAUACACAGGAAAAGGUAGGAACCGUACUCAGAGUGUUUUUUAUCUUUAUUGCAUAAUGCAUGUGCAUUUAGGAUUUUAAGUCAUAAUCAACAUUUUAUGUUUUAAUUUGCAAGGCUGCAAAACAGUUCUCUUGCUAUUUGAGAGAAAGUUUAAGACUUGUAGGUAAUAUAAGUCUAUUCUUGUUUUCUUAACUUUGCAGAAUGAUUAAAAACACUUUAAUCUGUUGUCUAGGAAUCCUCCAAAGACAAGUUGCCAAAUUUUGAAGACUGUGAUUAUAUAUCUGACAGCGAUACAGAUAAAUCAGGUGAAUGUAGCAGCACAGAAUCAUGUGAAGAUUCAACUAGGAGAUUACCAGAGGAUGUAAGUAUUACAAUGUUGUUAAUCACUUAAUUUUCUUAUCCCGGGUCACAACCCUUGAAUAUGACAUUCUCACGUUCAACCUCAAAGACACAAAUUAAUAAACGUUCUUGUCAAUAUUUUUAUGACAGAUUAUCGAUGACAGCAGUGAUUAUGACGGCAGUGAUCCUGCUUCUAAUGGACAAGGAGACCAGAAUGCUGUAGAAUUGUGGCAGAUGUGCAUUGCAGAAGUUAAAAUACUGGCAAGCAAUGCUCAAGAGUGCAGCAUCGUUGUCCAACAAGCAUUAUCCUCAGAGAUUGUCUAUCCUGAAGAACUCUUACCAGAUGUUCUUGGAGCUAUAUCAAAAGUUAACGAUAUGUGAAGAGAAUAGAAGGAAAAUGUGAAAAUGCCGAUCCAGCAGACCGACCCUCAAUACUCAGUGAUGAACAAAAGCAGACAGUGAUAAAAAAUGGGCCUUACCAGCCAAAGCUUAAAUCUUAUCCUGAUAAUCCUGACAUUCGACCUAACAAGCAGAGACGAUUUUCGCCCUCUUGGUACAGCGAAUUUCCUCACCUAGAGUAUAGUGUGAAAACAGACUCUGCUUUCUGUUUUGUUUGCUCUAUAUUUCCAUCUGGAGUUGGAAGAGAGAGGGCUUCUGAAGCAUGAAUCAAGGGUGUCAAGUCGUGGGACAAAAUGAAAAGUCGUGGCAAAGAGGACAAAGGGAAAUUGGCACAACAUUUUUGUUCUGCAUCACACAAAGCUGCCUUACAACAACUUGCUCAUUUUGCCAAUAACAUGGCACAUGUUGACGUGAUGCUAGAUAAGCAGAUGCGAGCGCAAAAAUCCAGGAAGAAGAGAACAAUUACGCAAUCAAGAAGUCAUUAAGAUCUUGUUUGACAUCGCUAGAACCCUUGCCAGACAACAGCUCGCUUUUCCAGGACACGACGAAUCUGAUGGCAACUUUGUCCAGAUAGUAAAUCUUGUUGCCAGACACAACGCGCAAUUGAAGUCUUGGCUCAGCGAUAGGAACUUGAAGCCAUAUGCAGUAAAGUACUUGUCGCCGCAUUCACAAAAUGAGUUCGUAAGUUUGUUAGCCGAAGAUGUUAAAGCACGCAUUGUAGCUGGUCUGGAAUCCGCAAAAAUGUUCUCUGUUAUGGCAGAUAUAUCACCUGACACUGCCAAUACUUACAGAUUGUUGUUGCAGUGAGAUAUCUUGAUGAAGAAAACUCUCCAACGGAAAGGGUUCUAGAGAUGACAGAAGCGAUUGAUAAAACUGGUGAAGGACAAGCGAAAGAAAUAUUGGAAUCACUUGAGUCCGGAAUUUCAAGUACAGACGGCCUAGUCUACCAGUCAUACGACUACACUGCAUCAAUGUCUGGAGUUUACAAUGGUGCUCAAAAGUGCUUGCAAGAUAAAGUUGGUCGCAGUGUCCCAUAUAUACCUUGUUAGGGCCACAGGUAGCUAUGUUUGUUUAGUUUAAUAGAUUUACCACAGAUUACAUACGAACCAUAUUACAGACAAUACUUACAGUUAGUGGCAGGGAAUGAACACAGGACAAAAGUCCCAAUAACAUUGUAACUAAUUUCUAUAAAAAGUAUAUUACGUAGUUCUUUAAGUUACCUAACCUUAUAUAAAGUCAGUCAGAGAAUGUGUGUCGACCAUAAUACUUUGCCUGAUAAAAUCCAAAAUCUACCUUGCGAUCAUUUUGGGAGGCCUAGAAACUAAUAUUUCGUUUCUGAAACCACACAAAAUCUCAACAUCUCUUAGAUGUGAUUAACAUAAUAAGUUAUUAUAUGUAUAUAUAUAUAUAUAUAUAUAUUAUUAACAUACUGUACAAUCAAUGCAAUUAUUUAUUUUCAUCAAUUUUUAAGGUCCAAUACAUUCACUGAGCACUGUUCAAAAGCAGCCAUGUUCUCUGAAAUGUACAACGUCUUGGAAGAACUGUACGUAUUCUUCAGCAGAACCUGCAAACGGGACUCAGUCUUGAAAGAUCUGCUGCAGAAAGUGGAAAAUGCUCUGAAACUUCGGAAUCUGUCGAAGACCCGCUGGGUUUACAGAUACGAAUCCAUUGA
This is a messenger RNA of Paramuricea clavata, 5649 nucleotides long. The record is from the annotation of a GenBank genome assembly. NCBI's taxonomy places the organism in Eukaryota, Metazoa, Cnidaria, Anthozoa, Malacalcyonacea, Plexauridae.